AUGCCUAAUCAAACCGGGACCGUGAUCCGCCCCCCGCACUCGGGGCAUUUUCUUUUCACGUCCGAGUCGGUCAACGAAGGGCAUCCCGACAAGAUCUGUGACCAGGUCUCUGACGCUGUUUUGGACGCUUGCCUUGCACAGGAUCCCGAUUCCCGCGUAGCCUGCGAGACUUGCUGUAAAACCGGCAUGGUGAUGAUAUUUGGCGAGAUCACCACACGCGCUAAGGUGGAUUUUGUGCAAGUAGUCCGUGACGCCUGCAAAGAGAUCGGUUACGACGAUGACACUAAGGGUCUCGAUUACAGGACGAUGGAGGUCCUCAACAAGCUUGAGGAACAAAGCCCCGAGAUUGGCCAGUCUGUUCACGGAUUGGGAACCAAGGCCCCUGAGGACAUCGGCGCCGGUGAUCAGGGCCACAUGUUCGGCUACGCCUCUAAUGAGACUCUUGAGCUCAUGCCUUUGAGCCAUAGUCUAGCCACUAAGCUAGGUCAUCAGCUUACCGUUUGCAGAAAGAACGGUAUUGUUAAGUGGCUAAGACCUGAUGGGAAGACUCAAGUGACCGUAGAGUAUACUAAGGGUGAUAGUGGUGAAAUGAUCCCCGUUAGAAUCCACACCAUUCUAAUUUCUACCCAACACGACCCUGAAGUCAGCCAAGAGCAGAUCCAUUCUGACUUGAUGGAAUACAUCAUCGAGCCUAUCGUGCCUAAGCAGUACCUUGAUGAGGAGACUAUUUACCAUUUGAACCCCAGCAAGUUGUUCACUAUUGGUGGUCCUCAUGGUGAUGCUGGUCUGACUGGUCGUAAGAUUAUCAUUGAUACCUAUGGUGGCUGGGGAGCUCACGGUGGCGGAGCUUUCUCUGGUAAAGAUUCCACAAAGGUCGAUAGAUCAGCCGCAUAUGCUGCUCGAUGGGCCGCCAAGUCUCUCGUCCACGCCGGCUUGUGCCAGCGUUGCUUGGUCCAGGUCAGCUACGCUAUUGGACUGGUCCAGCCCUUGAGUCUUUUUGUCGACUCAUACGGUUCGGUGAUGCCUGGGCUCACUGAUGGGGAUUUGUGCGAUAUCGUUCAACGGAACUUCGAUUUCCGACCAGGUUGCAUCCAGAGGGAUUUGAAGCUAAAAGAGCCUCAAUACCAGAAACUGGCUGCUUAUGGUCACUUUGGUCGUCACGAUUUGAUGCCAGCUUGGGAGGUGGUAAAGGACCUAGAGGGGGAGGUGGGGGAAGCUAAGAAGAAACUCUCGAAGUAGUACUCAAUACAAUUGUCAUUGCUGUCAUAGAGUGAGCACUGCUGUAAGCAGUAGUCUACAUGUAUUAUGGGAGCUCAUCGU
This is a messenger RNA of Perkinsus marinus ATCC 50983, 1320 nucleotides long. RefSeq names its product S-adenosylmethionine synthetase, putative. The record is from RefSeq and is a predicted model, not a curated record. The transcript has 7 exons. NCBI's taxonomy places the organism in Eukaryota, Perkinsozoa, Perkinsida, Perkinsidae. Gene Ontology annotation, molecular function: methionine adenosyltransferase activity; ATP binding. Gene Ontology annotation, biological process: S-adenosylmethionine biosynthetic process. Gene Ontology annotation, cellular component: cytosol. The coding region runs from base 1 to 1239 and encodes 412 amino acids.